GCAAAAAACCGGCGCGGGCUCUCCGGUCUCCCUCUCUCUAACCAGUUCUGACCCUCUCUCUCUCUCUUAAAGCUUUUAUCUCUCUCUCUCUUAAAGCUUUUAUCUCUCUCUCUUAAAGCUUUUAUCUCUCUCUCUAACCUGUUGUCCCCUACUUCACCAUCCCACCGCAGUUCCUCUCGAAGAAAGGGAAGCAGAGGAAGAAAGAAGUAGACAGAUAAGAGGAAGGAUUGUGUGAGCAAUGGCAGUUGGUUCUGAGGAGCAGACACACAAGACUCACAGAUCUCGUCAAUCGGGUCCCUCUGCAAGAAAAAAAGAGAAAUCGGACAAGCAGAAGCGGGGGAUUGCUAAUGAAAAACACAAUCCUAAGGCAUUUGCUUUUAGGUCGUCAGUUAAGGCCAAACGUUUGCAAUCUCACGCAUCAGAGAAAGAACAACGAAGGCUUCAUCUUCCUGUAAUCGAUCGUUCUACAGGUGAACCAGCUCCUUACGUUGUCGUGGUGCAUGGUCCUCCAAAGGUUGGGAAGAGUCUGUUGAUAAAAUCUCUUGUAAAGCAUUAUACCAAGCAUAAUUUAUCUGAUGUUCGAGGUCCAAUCACCAUUGUAUCAGGUAAGCAACGGAGAGUCCAAUUUGUGGAAUGCCCAAAUGAUGUAAAUGGCAUGAUCGAUGCUGCAAAGUUUGCUGAUCUUGCUCUACUUCUUAUUGAUGGAAGUUACGGAUUUGAGAUGGAAACUUUUGAGUUCCUUAAUAUAUUGCAAGUCCAUGGUUUCCCCAGGGUUAUGGGGGUUCUCACACAUCUUGAUAAAUUCAAAGAUGUAAAAAAAUUGAGGAAAACGAAGCAACGUCUCAAGCACCGGUUUUGGACUGAGAUAUAUGAUGGGGCUAAGCUAUUCUAUUUAUCAGGCCUUAUUCAUGGAAAGUACCCCAAACGUGAAAUUCACAAUCUUGCAAGGUUUAUUUCUGUUAUGAAGUUUCAUCCUUUGUCUUGGAGAACUUCACAUCCUUACAUAUUGGUAGACCGUUUUGAGGAUGUUACCCCUCCAGAAAGAGUCCAUGCAGAUAACAAAUGCGACAGGAACAUAACAUUGUAUGGCUAUUUGCGUGGUUGCAAUUUAAAAAAAGGCACAAAGGUCCAUAUUGCUGGUGUUGGGGACUGCCAGUUAGAUAGUGUGACAGCAUUAGCUGAUCCUUGCCCAUUACCUUCUGUUGCCAAAAAAAAGGGUUUGCGUGAAAAAGAAAAGCUAUUCUAUGCACCUAUGUCUGAUCUUGGAGAUCUUCUUUAUGACAAGGAUGCUGUUUACAUAAACAUAAACGAUCAUAUGGUUCAAUUUUCCAAAGUUGAUGGAGAUGAUGGAGCAGCUACCAACAAAGGAAGGGGCCGUGAUGUUGGUGAAGACUUGGUCAAAACACUUCAGAAAACAAAAUACUCAAUUAAUGAGAAAUUAGAACAAAGUUUCAUUAACCUUUUCAGUAGGAAGCCUUCUAUCUCAUCAGAAGUCCAGUUCAAUUCAAAUAAUACCAUGAAAAAUGAAUCUGAGAACUUCUAUUUUCAAAGUGAGAAUGGUGAGGAAUCAACUAGCUCCUUGGAGGGAGAUGAUGUUGAGCAGGCAAAUGGCACGGAGGCUUCAAAUAAAGAAACCAUGCAAGACGGAAGUGAGACUGAAGGAAAUGAAUCAGAUGAGUCUGAUGAUGAAAGUAACAAAUCAUCAGAAGGAGAUGAGGGAUCUGCUAAGGCUUUGAACUCUGACGUAAAGGAAGUAACUGAGUUCCAAAAUGGAAGGUUAAGAAGAAGAGCUGUCUUUGCAAGUGAUGAAGGGCAGGGUUCAGAUAAAGAUGAUGUAGAUAGCGAUUUAUCAGUGGAUUCAGAUGACCCAGAGGAGACUGAAAAUGACUGGAAGUCAGAAGAUCAAACUGAUGAUGGGAUGGGAAAUGCAUCCAAGUGGAAAGAGACCUUGGUCUCUAGAGCAGUUUCAAGACAAACUACUAACCUUAUGCAACUUGUAUAUGGAAAGCAUUCAUCAAAAUCAAUAAACACUGUUCAGGAAUCACUUGGGAGUGGUGACAGUGAUGAUAGUGAGGAUGAAGAAUUCUUCAAACCGAAAGAAAGCAGUGACAAGAAAUCUAGUGAGAGAAUGGAUGUUGAUAACUUCAAUGCCGAGGAUUGCUCCAAAAUAGGUGCAGAUCAGGUGCUGCGUGAUGACUGGUCAAACCAAGAUAUCAUUGAAACCAUUCGUGAUCGUUUUGUCACUGGAGACUGGGCCAAAGCUGCUCGCAGGGGUCAAGAAGUGGAAGGAAGUGGUGAUGAAGAUGCUGCCAUUUAUGGAGACUUUGAAGAUUUGGAAACCGGAGAGGAAUAUGAUGGCCAAGAAACUCUUAAUCUGGAGGGGGACGCAAAGGUUUCAAAAGGGAGUGAUUUAGCAGACGAGGAGCGAAGGCUUAAAAAGCUUGCUCUUCGAGCAAAAUUUGAUGCUCAAUAUGAUGAAUCUGAACCAAUGGAUGAAGAAACUGAUGGCAAGAAGGAUCCCCAAUUUCAUAGAAAUGGAGGCCAAGAUGGUGGCUUUUUAGACAAGCUGAAGGAAGAGAUUGAACUCCAAAAGCAGAGGAACUUGGCUGAGCUGAAGGAUCUUGAUGACGUUACUCGGCUUGAGAUGGAGGGUUUCAGAACUGGAUCAUACCUGAGAUUGGAGGUCCAUGGGAUUCAAUAUGAGAUGGUUGAACAUUUUGAUCCUUGCCACCCUAUUCUUGUUGGAGGGAUCGGCCUUGGUGAAGAAAAUGUUGGAUAUAUGCAGGUUCGACUAAAACGUCAUAGGUGGUACAAGAAAGUAUUGAAGACUAGGGACCCUGUUAUUGUUUCAAUUGGUUGGAGGCGUUACCAGACAAUGCCAGUGUAUGCCAUUGAGGACCGUAAUGGCCGGCAUCGCAUGCUUAAGUACACCCCAGAACAUAUGCACUGUGUUGCCAUGUUCUGGGGGCCUCUUGCACCUCCAAAUGCUGGGGUUGUUGCCUUUCAGAACUUAUCAGAAAAUCAGGAUCUGUUUCGGAUAACAGCAACAGCAGUUGUAUCAGAGUUCAAUCAUGCUGCACGUAUAGUAAAGAAGAUUAAGCUUGUUGGUUACCCUUACAAAAUAUUUAAGAAUACGGCAUUUAUCAAGGACAUGUUUACAUCGGCUCUUGAGGUGGCGAGGUUUGAGGGUGCUUCGAUACGGACAGUGAGUGGUAUAAGAGGACAAGUGAAGAAGGCUGUGAAAGCAGGCCAAGGUAAAGAUGGAAGCGCAAGGUGCACAUUUGAGGACAAAAUCCUGAUGAGUGAUAUUGUUUUCCUUCGUGCUUGGACACAAGUAGAUGUACCGCGUUUCUUCAAUCCAGUGACAUCGGCCCUUCAACCUCGUGACCGUGCAUGGAAAGGCAUGAAGACGGUUGGCGAAUUAAGGAAAGAGCACAACCUUCCAGUUGCUUUAAAUAAGGACUCUCUCUAUAAGCCAAUUGAGCGAAAACCAAAGAAGUUCAACCCCUUGAAGAUUCCCACGGCCUUGCAAGCCGCUCUUCCAUUUGCUUCAAAGCCAAAGGAUACCCCAAAACAAAAGCGUCAAUCACUUGAAAGCCUCCGAGCGGUGGUUAUGGAGCCUCAUGAAAGGAAAGUUCACGCUCUUGUCCAGCACUUGCAAUUGAUCAGAUCUGAAAAGAUAAAGAGGCGCAAGCUCAAGAAUGAGGAGAAAAGAAAAGCAUUUGAGGCAAAGAAGGCAAAAGAUGAGCAGCUGAGUCAGAAGAGGCAACGAGAAGACAGGAAGCAGCGGUAUCUUAAGGAAGAUAAACAAAAGAAACAAACUCGACAAAGACUCGAGUAGUUUUCUUUUCUUGAGGUAAAAGCAUGGGUUUUGAGCCUUUUAUGUUCUAAGAGUUUGUUCUAGGAACUUUCUAGACGAGGUAUUUCCACUUGUAUAUCAUGAUAUAUGCUAUAGUUACCAGAAUCGUCGUCGCUAUGUAGCUAUUCCAGUUCGGAAUCACCAUCCUGCAUUUCUAUGAAGGAAUUUCCAUAAAUCCCGAUUCCUGGAAGUUAGGAAUCAUGAUUCCACAUUUUCUGAAUCUCAUUAUGAUAUCUUUGGAUC
Messenger RNA from Amborella trichopoda, 4102 nucleotides. Its product is annotated as P-loop containing nucleoside triphosphate hydrolases superfamily protein. Lineage: Eukaryota; Viridiplantae; Streptophyta; Magnoliopsida; Amborellales; Amborellaceae. The record is from RefSeq and is a predicted model, not a curated record. Gene Ontology annotation, molecular function: GTPase activity; GTP binding; U3 snoRNA binding. Gene Ontology annotation, biological process: endonucleolytic cleavage of tricistronic rRNA transcript (SSU-rRNA, 5.8S rRNA, LSU-rRNA); maturation of SSU-rRNA from tricistronic rRNA transcript (SSU-rRNA, 5.8S rRNA, LSU-rRNA); ribosome biogenesis. Gene Ontology annotation, cellular component: nucleus; 90S preribosome.